Molecule: messenger RNA, 714 nt
Organism: Cordyceps fumosorosea ARSEF 2679
Lineage: Eukaryota; Fungi; Ascomycota; Sordariomycetes; Hypocreales; Cordycipitaceae
Product: Maleylacetoacetate isomerase
Exons: 1
Coding region: 1-714 (237 amino acids)
Biological process (GO): glutathione metabolic process; L-phenylalanine catabolic process
Cellular component (GO): cytoplasm; mitochondrion
Molecular function (GO): glutathione transferase activity; maleylacetoacetate isomerase activity
Source: RefSeq, a predicted model, not a curated record
AUGGCAGCCACCGACGACUCAUUCCAUCUCUACUCCUACUUCGCCUCCUCCUGCUGUCAGCGCGUCAUCAUCGCCGCCCACCUCAAAUCCAUCCCCCUCACCUUCACCUUCCUCGACCUCGCCACCGACGCGCACCUCGCCGCCCCCUACCGCGACAGCCUCAACCCCAGCCGCACCGUGCCCACCCUCGUCGUCACCCAUGGCCACGACCAUAAGACGACCAUCAUCCGGCAGUCCCUCGCCAUCCUCGAGUACCUCGAGGAGCGCCUCCCCUCUCCCUCCCCGCUCCUGCCGGGUAGCCCCGAGCAGCGCGCGCUGGUCCGUGACCUCGUCGGCAUCAUCGUCGUCGACGUCGCGCCGCCGACGAACUCCCGCAUCACGCAGCGCGUCAGGGACAUUCGCGGGGAGCGCGACGACCAGCGCGAGUUCGCGAGGGCGUGCUUCACGGACGGGCUGCGCGCGUACGAGGCGCUGCUGGCGGGGACGGCGGGGACGGCGGGGACGGCGGCGGCGGGCGCCUUUUCGGUGGGCGAGGCGGUGACGAUGGCGGACGUCUGUUUGGUGCCGACGGUGGACCAGGCGCUGAUGUAUGAGAUGGACAUUUCGUUUGUGCCGAGGGUGAAGAGGCUGUACGAGAGCCUCAAGGCGCUGCCGGCGUUUCAGGCAGCGGACUGGAGGAGGCAACCCGACACGCCUGAAAAGUAUCGCGUGUAA